Messenger RNA from Acipenser ruthenus (sterlet), 3018 nucleotides. It is a transcript of the gene sdr42e2, whose product is annotated as short chain dehydrogenase/reductase family 42E, member 2. Gene Ontology annotation, molecular function: 3-beta-hydroxy-Delta5-steroid dehydrogenase (NAD+) activity. NCBI's taxonomy places the organism in Eukaryota, Metazoa, Chordata, Actinopteri, Acipenseriformes, Acipenseridae. The coding region runs from base 224 to 1657 and encodes 477 amino acids. The transcript has 12 exons. The record is from RefSeq and is a predicted model, not a curated record. Gene Ontology annotation, biological process: steroid biosynthetic process.
AAGGAGGUGCGCUUGUAGAUCAGGAAUUACGGUAAGAGGUUCAACGAGAGAACAGCACUCAGGUAAAGCUGAUUGAAUGAAAGGGGACAUAAGAAACCUGUAGGCCAGCUUCACAACGGUACUUCACAGAGAAGAACGCGUUACUCACUUCAUCACUUAAUUACCAUCUACAUUUCCAAAGGAUUCUUGGCGGACAGAAGGGGGUUUUGGAAGCCAAAACUGAAUGGAACUGUGCAGCAUGAAACGAAACGGAACAGCCUGUCAGGUGGAGCGGUUCACGAGUUCAUACAAGGCAGAGCCAAACGGGAGCGUUUGCAGAACACAAGGCAAUGGACAUCCCUGCACGAACGAAACAAAGACCUCCGCCUCCACAAAACACCGCUUCAACGGAGUGGUGCCACGCUGGAGCAAAGCUGCUGACUGCACCGGCAACAGGUGCGUCGGCAGUCUGAACGGGACAAGGACUGUGAAAGCGCUGGUGACCGGGGGAGGAGGCUACUUUGGCUACCGUCUGGGGUGCGCCUUGGUGAGGUGUGGCAUUUCGGUUAUCCUCUUGGAUUUGCACAAACCUAAAUGGGAUAUCCCAGAAGGAGCUGUGUUUCUCCAGUUUUCCAUUUCUCUUCAAUGUCAGAGUGACAUACGGGAUUAUGGUGCUCUUUAUAAAGUCUGUGACGGGGUAGGCUGUGUUUUCCACGUUGCCUCUUACGGCAUGUCAGGACCAGAACAGCUUAAGAAAGCGCAGAUUGAAUCUGUGAAUGUUGGUGGGACUAACAAUGUAAUUAGAGUGUGCACACAGAGAAAUAUUACCAGAUUGAUAUAUACAAGUACUGUCAAUGUAGUGUUUGAAGGAAGUCCUAUUGUACAAGGGGAUGAGGAAACAGUGCCAUACGUACCACUGGACAAGCAUGUAGAUCAAUACUCCAAGACCAAAGCCAUUGCUGACCAAAUGGUGCUAGCAGCUAAUGGGACUCCGUUGAAGGGUGGUACGACACUGCAGACCUGUGUCCUCCGACCCCCGGGUAUUUACGGGCCUGAAGAGCGGAGACACUUGCAGCGAGUUGCUGUGAAUAUCGAGAGGAGGCUGUUCAGCUUUAGCUUUGGAAAUCGACAUGCCAAGAUGAAUUGGGUUCACAUCGACAAUCUGGUCCAGGCUCACAUGCUGGCAGCAGAGGCUCUCACUGCAGGCAAGGGGUACAUUGCAAGCGGACAGAUUUAUUACAUCAAUGACGGGGAGUCUGUCAAUCUGUUUGAAUGGCUGACCCCUCUGUUUGAGAAGCUGGGGCACAGUCGACCUCUGAUUCAUCUGCCUGUCUCAUUAGUUUACACAGCAGCCAUUCUAAUGGAGUGUCUUCAUGUGGCACUUAGGCCAGUCAUUGAAAUCCCACUCUUGUUAACCAGGAAUGAGGUUAGGAACAUUGCUGUCACUCACACCUUCAAGAUAGAUAAAGCUCGCAGGCAGCUGGGGUUCUGUCCAAAGCAGUACAGCUUCACAGAUUCGGUGGAUUACUACAUGAAAUCCAGAGCGGUGGAGCAGAGCUUCUUUUCCGUCUGCAUGAAAGCCACGCUGAUCAUCGGGAGCUUGCUGGCUUUGCUGUUCUUGUCCUGCUUUUGGGAUGACCUGUCAAUCCUAAAGACAUCAAAUGAAACUGGUCAUUAACUACCAGCUGUUCAUUUGAGUUUUUUUUUUUUUUUCUUCAGUGCUGUUCUGCCCAUAUGGAACCGAUAGUAUAGCAUAUUUGAUAUAAAAUGUUGCAGCAGCAACUUAGUACAUAAUUGAGUAUGUGUUUCAUGUAUAAUGGGCGUCACCUUUUAUUUGAAUUCAGCCAAUGCAAAAAUAUAUUGCAUAUGCAUUUGACAUAUAUGCAGCUAACUUAUUUAUUUCAGCAAUCCGUUAACCCUUGUCAGCUAUGAACAGCUGUGUAUGUUUCCUGUUAUACAGUACAAAUAAUAUAUGCAUUAUUAUCUAAAUAGAUUAUUUAACUGAUGGUCAGUUUAUUAUAUUGCUUUGCUUUAGUUAUGUGUAGAUUUAAAAAAUACCAAAUUGCACACUGAAAAAAACAAGCUAAACAUGUUCCAGUAUUUACUUAAAUGGAAAAAAAAAACAAUAUGUGUUUAAUACAACAGCAACAAAACUUCCAGCACAGUAGUGCUUUUCCUACAGAAUAUAUAAAAAAUAAGUGUAUGUAGGUAUGCAAUUUCAUAUAAAUAGGUUACAUUAUGAACUUAAUAACAGGAUGUGUUACUUAGAGAAAGUAUUUGGUUAAUAAAGCAUGGUUUUAUUUGUAACUUGGGAUGGUACUCUGAACCAUCCCCAGUGGUGUACACACCAUAGCAAUGUGUGUAAUGUGGAGGCUAGUGAUUACCAUGUUUUAUAUCGGGUUACUAUUAUAGUAAGGUUAGGAAUCAAUUAUCAGCUGUAAAUAAAGUGUGAUUAUAUAUUUUUUAAAAUAUUGGCAUGAAGCUCAUUCGAUGUGCUGGACAUAAAGAAGACCGGUAGGACACUCUGCAUGCAAACAUAGCUGGGAUUUGCCUGUUUGGUAAAAAUGAAAAGCAAUGUUGACAGCGGUUGUGCGAUUAUUCAGAACAUGCUACAUGGUCAUUUAUUUUAACUACUCAAUGGUUUUUAUUAGCAUACGUAAUUUGUUGUAUUUCUUCGGAGAUCACCCGGGCAUAAAGGAAACUGCGCUUUGUAUUGUAAGAAAGCAUCUGUUAAAACAUGGAUCAUAAAGAAUUAAUCUGUGGUCCACGGUGAACUCUUUAGUUUUGUAACUUUGUGAUUGUUUUUAAGGAACUCCCCUAAUUGUUUCUAUUGGUGAUAAUAUUGCUGUGGUAUAUGAAGGAAUUAAUGUCAAAUUCAAAUAACAAACCAAUCCCCCCCUGUUAAAGUUAGAGCAGGUUAAGACCAGGAUUGCAAGUUUAAUACAAGUAUGAGCUAGGAGGGUUAACUGAUAAUUAUUGGGAUGUUACUAGUAACAAAUACAAUUCAAAUUCUUAAUAAAAGUUAUUACAUCAUUAGCA